UUCCUCCUCCUCUUGUUACGGCAGCUUGUAACUAGUCGGCGCUCUUCCCUCUUUAUUUGGUCUCCAUGGUGCAGCUACGCCUCUACAGUCUCGGCACUGUCGGCAGCAGUGUAGUAGUAAGCUGCCUGCCGCGCACUGAGCUCGCAUCUUGUGUCACAGUGUCACCGGGAGAGGGGCGACAGACUGCUGCGCGUCAAAGCAUAACAGCUACCAUCCGCACCGUUCAAGCGACAUCCUGCCGCGGGCAAUGACACUGGCAGACUGAAGUGGGAAUACACGAGAAAUCACAAAAAUGACGGUGGACUUUGAAGAAUGUAUAAAAGACUCGCCCCGAUUCAGGGCUGGCAUUGAUGAUGUCGAGACAGACGUGGUGGAGAUUGAAGCCAAGCUUGACAAGCUGGUGAAGCUGUGUGGUGGCAUGAUUGAGGCCGGCAGGGCCUAUGUCAGUGCCAACAAGCUGUUUGUUAACGGCAUCAAGGACCUGUCCCAGCAGUGCAAGAAGGAGGAGAUGAUAUCGGUGAGUGGAAGAGAAAGCCUCCAGGAGAUCGUCAACUACCACACGAUUUUGUUUGACCAGGCUCAGCGGUCAAUCAAGCAGCAGCUUCACACCUUCAUUAAAGAGGAUGUGCGUAAAUUCAAGGACACUAAGAAGCAGUUUGACCGGGUGCGCGAGGACAUGGAGCUGGCCCAGGUGAAAAACGCUCAAGCACCCAGGAACAAGGUCCACGAGGCGGAGGAAGCCACUCAGGCUCUCAUCCUCAGCCGCAAAGCCUUCAGGCACCUGGCACUGGACUAUGUGCUACAGAUUAAUGUGCUUCAGGCUAAGAAGAAGUUUGAAAUCCUGGAUGCAAUGCUGUCCUUUAUGCGAGCCCAGUACACUCUGUUCCAGCAAGGCUUUAACAUCUUGGAUGAGAUUGACCCCUAUAUGAAAAAAUUGGCUGCGCAGCUGGACCAGCUGGUCAUCGACUCGGCCAUAGAGAAGCGGGAGAUGGAACACAAACACGCCCUCAUCCAGCAGAGAACUCUGAUGCAGGACUUUUCCUAUGAUGACCCCAAGUUGGAAUUCAAUGUGGAUGCACCAAAUGGUGUGGUCAUGGAGGGCUACCUCUUCAAGAGGGCCAGCAAUGCGUUCAAGACCUGGAACAGGAGGUGGUUUUCCAUACAGAACAGCCAGCUAGUCUACCAAAAGAAACUCAAGGACUCUUUGACAGUUGUGGUAGAAGACCUGAGGCUGUGCUCAGUCAAGCCGUGUGAAGAUAAUGAGAGGAGGUUCUGCUUCGAGGUGGUUUCACCCACUAAGAGCUGUAUGCUCCAGGCUGAGUCUGAGAAGCUGCGACAGGCUUGGAUCCAGGCAGUCCAGGCAAGCAUUGCCUCUGCUUACAAAGACACUGCUGACAACUAUUACACUGAGCGCUUGGACCGGACAGCCUCGCCCUCGACAAGCAGCAUCGACUCUGCCAGCGAACCAAGAGAAAGGGGGGAGAGGGCAGAGAAAGGGAUUCGGGGAGGGGGAGAAAGCCUUCUACAGAGGGUACAGAGCCUGCCAGGCAAUGAACUGUGCUGUGACUGCGGACAGACGGCUCCCUGUUGGGCUUCCAUCAACCUGGGUGUGCUGCUAUGCAUUGAGUGCUCAGGAAUCCACAGGAGUUUAGGCGUCCAUUGCUCUAAAGUGCGUUCACUGACGUUAGACUCCUGGGAGCCUGAGUUACUCAAGCUGAUGUGUGAACUGGGGAACACUGUGAUCAACCAAAUUUAUGAGGGAGGCUGUGAGGAACAAGGAGCAAAAAAACCUGGACCCUCCAGUUCAAGACAGGAGAAGGAAGCCUGGAUUAAGUCCAAAUACGUGGAGAAACGCUUCCUUAAGAAAAUGAGUGGAAGUGAGGCACUGGUGGAGGGUGAAAGGAAGUCGCAGCCCUGGACAGUGAAAAAGUGCCAGCGACACAGCAGCUCUGUUCGGGCCCCCAGCAAAGCCCGCAGGAAAUACCACCGCUACGAGCCAGGCAGCGCCUCACCUGCAAACCUCUCAGCAGCAGCAGCAGCAAAGUUUCGCCGGGACUCGCUGUUCUGCCCAGAUGAGCUCGACUCACUAUUUUCCUACUUCGACACUGGCUCUGGUCCUCGCAGUCUCAGCAGUGACAGUGGCCUGGGAGGAAGUACCGAUGGCAGCACAGACAUCCUGGUUUUUGGCUCAGUGGUGGACAGCGUCACAGAAGAAGAGGAGUCGGAGGAGUCUUCCAGUGGUGAGGUGGAGAUCGAACAGGAAGUGCCUUCAGACCCUGAGGACCUGAGGGAGCUACACCCUGGGGCGCUUCUCCGCCAGUCCUCCCGUCUACACAACCUGCCACUCAUGGCAGAGGCUUUGGCACAUGGUGCUGACAUACACGCUGCAAACGAGGAGGAGGAGGGGAAGACGCCACUCAUACAGGCUGUGAUCGGGGGCUCUCUGAUAGCUUGUGAGUUCCUGCUACAGAACGGAGCUGAUGUGAACCAGAGGGACAUGAGAGGCAGGGGCCCGCUGCACCAUGCAACCUACCUGGGGCAUACUGGUCAGGUGUGUUUGUUCCUGAAGAGAGGAGCAUCACAGACAGAGGUGGACGAGCAGGGUCAUGACCCCCUAAGUAUUGCUGUCCAGGCUGCCAACGCAGACAUCGUCACCCUAUUGCGUCUAGCACGGAUGAACGAGGAGAUGCGAGAGGCCGAGGCUCCACUGGGUCAACCAGGUCAAUACCCCAGCAGCAGCCCUACUGAGCAGCAGUAUAGGAAGUGCAUUCAGGAAUUUAUCUGCCUCACAAUAGACGAAUGCUAGUUGUCACUUCUAUAUCUGGGAGCAUAACUCCUGCUCUCUCUAUAUAUUUUUCUUCCUGACCGGGGAACAUAAAAUAAUUGUGUAGACGAAGUUGCCCCUAGACGCUGAUAUCACGUUUGUUACUUACAUAGAUUUAGGCCUACAGGCAACUUCUUCGGGGCUUGUGAGAAAAGAGGAGAGCGCCACGUGUUCAUUAUGGGGAUGCGUUGUGUGAUAGGGAGACCCCUGAUGGACCUUUUUAACUCUGCUAUUGAUGCAGUCACCACCUCCAUUUCUUGCAUCACUUCUAUGUUUCUGCUUGCCAUUACCCAGCACCACCCAUGCUAUGCUAUGCUGCAGCACAUGCACACACGGUAAAAUGGCAUCUGCUUUUUGGUGUUCUGCUAACAGGGUUAUCCUCAAACUUAACAUGGUGUAACCUCUUGUCUGAGGGUGUGAGUUUGCUGUCGCCUAACAGCUCUUACCACAGAAGACUCUUGCAGCAUUAACCACCUACAUUUGAUAUCUAUACAGACCAUCUGUGACAUCCAGCUUACCCAUCGCUUCUUAAUUGGAAAUGUAAAUAGAGAUAUUUAGAAGUUAUAUGGGUAUUCUUUAAACUAUGUACUGUGGCAUGAGGUGAAAACAAUGGUAUUUGUUUCAUUACUAAAAGAAAAAGCUGUAACUGAUAAGCUACAGUAGAGGUGGGCAGGGUAAUUUGCUUAGAAUGAGGAGGGGCCAGGAAAGGAAAUUAAAUGUAAAACUGUGACAGAAAUACUGAAGGGCUUGUGGGGAAAAGACCCUCACCUGCUUUGUAAGAUACUCUGUGAUGUGAGUGAGCAGGAGAGUAAAAAUGAGUGCAUGUGUCCGAAUUCUGAGAGAUAGAAUUAAAUAAUGUGAUGUUAUGUAAAGGAAAAAGAAACUGCACUUUUCCCAUCUACAGUAUUAUCAUUUUUAUUUUAAAUUAGGUAGUGUGGUGUUUUUUACACUGCUCUUUUCCACUCGAGUUAUUGUCUAUCUAUUUUACUUCUGUUUUUAAUUUAUCUCCACUGAGGAGCAGUGCAGUGCAUUCUUGGAUGCAGGUUUCAUCUGCAUUUUUGUUGAUGAUUGUCGUUUUGAUCUGAAAGCAUUACUUUGGAAUUUAAGACAGGAAGUCUUUAGAUUGCAUGUAUGUACUCAUAAAAAAUGUUUUGCUUUCAUUUCCAUUUUGGAACAGCCUUAAAUUAUUGGCAUUCAAAUAAACGGACAGGUGACACAUUAAAGGAAAAACCAGCAUAAGUGUCUCAGUAAGGUGUUGGAUCACCCUGUCACCAGAACCCUACAGAGGCAUCGCCAGAAUUCUGCGGGUGCAGAUUCUGUUUGGGCCUGUUGAUGAGUGACAUCAUCUUCAUGCUCACCAAACCAUUCAGUGACCCCUUGUGCCCUGUGGAUGGGGGCACUCUCCUCCUGGAAGAGACCACUCCCACUAGUAUGCUUCAUCACAGGGUAAAGGUGAUCACUCAGAACAACUUUGUAUUGAUUUGCAGUGACCCUUCCCUCUAAGGGGACCAGUGGACCCAAACCAUGCCGGCGGCAUAACAGAGCCACCGGAUCUCCUCACUGUAGAGGACAGGCAUUUAGGCUUUUUCUUUAAUUUGUCACCUGUCGGUAACAUUGAAAAAGAUUUUACUAGGUUGUGGUUGUAGCUGUAAUGUACCUUUAUUUUCAAACAAAUUGCAGUCAUUAGUUGGUUACUAAUGACUUUGCUAAGUUGUAAAUGGGAUGUGCAGGCAAAGCAAUGCUGCAAGAGCCAAGUCUUGCAGUGUAGUGAGGAAGUCAAAAAAAAAAAACUGGAUCUCUGUUUUACCAUUAAACAGUUCUUCUGUUCACUGGAAUUUACAGAACCAAAUGAUGAUACAUAGGUAUAUAACCACACCUCCAUUUUAUUGUAAAUACUCAUCCAUAUUGUAGCCUGUGUGGUGACAUUCUGGGGCACAUUUCCUUAGAACAGUUUACACACCUGUGGAGCCAAAGGGAUAUACAGUCCAGAAUGUCAAUAGCUGUGCUUUAGUUUCUGUUUUCUUUUUCAGCCUCUAUGCUUCAGCACAUUCAGUUUUAAACACAAAUUCACACACAUUUGGUUCUAUAUUGAUGUAAGCUCAGACUUGGCAGCUUAAAGUAGUAUCCACUAUUUAAUUUGAAUGUGCAGUAGGAGAGAGCCCGGAGAACAAUAAGUAACUGUCCAAAUACUUGGGGUCUGAGUGUAUCACAGUAUCUGGCUUCCUUCACUGGUCAAUGUGAACAGUGUUCACCGCAUGCUUUGCCAGAAUUAAUUUUGGGAAGUUUUAACAUCGUUUGCAUUAUGAGCAUGAUAGAAUACGUUUUCUAUGGUUUGAUCAUGUCGUACAGUGCUGUCCCGUGGAAUAAGCAUGUACCACCAUGACCCCUCCGGUGUCCGAAGUUUCUUCCUUGUUGCACAUCUGUGCCAUUCUUCCAUCCACAGACCAAAUCUGUGGUGAUUUCCUCAUUUCUCUCUUUGAUGUUUGUCCACAAACACUAACUAACAGUAAUAUUGUUAUUUUUAUAUGUUGUGGUUUUAUUUUCUUCUGCCAAAGACUUUUUAAAGGGAAAGUGUGUGACAUUGUAUGAUAACUGAAACUGUGCGGAGUAGAUGCAUCAUAUAGUCUUACCAUGCUUUGUUAAGUGACUGAGUGGUAGAAACACUGUUGGUGUACUGACAUGCUCAAAAGAAGUUACAGAAAUGUGACUGACCUGAGAGGUUUUGAUACGACAGGUCAUAUUCUGCAAUAGAUUGAUGUACUGCAAGUAGAACCAGUCUAGGGGGUGAUGUGAAGCUACUGUGACCAAACUGUUAUGGGUCCUCACCCUAUUAAAUGUUGUGUCCAUUGUGUGUAUUGACAUAGGAGUGGUUAAAGUUGCUAUUCAAAGCAAAUGCUGUAAAUAAUACACUUGUGUAUUUUAACUUAACAUGCCAACUUCAUGCCUCUCAGCAUUCCUUCACUUAAUUCUCUUCUGAAACACAACCUUUCAGGCAGAACUGUAACACAAUACUGCACUACUUUGAGACAUUCUUCUGCUCACUGACAUUUGGAUAUCUUUGGAAUACUUUCUUCCUUGUCUUCAGAGGCACUGAGGGGACAAAAAGAAAACAAAAUGCAUACAAUAAAAUUGAGAAACUCUUGAUGAACUAA
This is a messenger RNA of Monopterus albus (swamp eel), 5976 nucleotides long. It is a transcript of the gene acap3b, whose product is annotated as ArfGAP with coiled-coil, ankyrin repeat and PH domains 3b. Gene Ontology annotation, cellular component: cytoplasm. Lineage: Eukaryota; Metazoa; Chordata; Actinopteri; Synbranchiformes; Synbranchidae. The coding region runs from base 293 to 2806 and encodes 837 amino acids. The record is from RefSeq and is a predicted model, not a curated record. Gene Ontology annotation, molecular function: GTPase activator activity; protein binding. The transcript has 24 exons.